AAGGCUUCCAUCCCUCACCUGCCGGGGCUACGGGGCGGCCGGCUCGGCGGCGCAUGGCUCCGUGUCCGGGGGGGCGGCGCGGCGGUGUCACCCUCUAUCGUCAGGCGGCGGGGCUGUGGCGGCGAGCAGGAAGUGACAGACAUGACUAACAAAGAAGAAGCAGAGAUACAAGUUUCAGAAUUAGAUUUACUCUCCAGCAUGUUUCCUUAUGAGGAAGAAUUCAUUGUGACUGACCAGCUGGCGGUAGCAGAACUGAAGCACUAUGUUGAAAAUGAAUCUGCUGAGAUGCCAUCUUCAAAAGUUCAAUUUAUACUGAAUGUAAAGCCAGAGGUCUCUAAUGCCUCUAUGGUGGAAUUUUCUAUGGCCUGUGCUUUACCAUUUAAAUAUCCAACUGUUCUACCAGAAAUUACUGUGAGGUCAUCGUUAUUAAGCCGCUCUCAGCAAAUUCACCUGAACUCUGACCUGAAAACGUAUUUGAUGCAAAACUGCAGUGGUGAGCCCUGCAUGUUGAGUGCAAGGGAAUGGGUUAAAGAGCAUGCAGCUGCUUACAUUGACAAAGAGCUUUCGUCUUCCUCAGUGACAACAUCAAAUGCCUUGCGGUCGGAAGACAUCACGUUCACUCGAUUGUGGAUCUAUAGUCAUCACAUUUACAACAAGCAAAAAAGAAAGAAUAUUAUUGAAUGGGCCAAGGAGCUCUCUCUUUCAGGGUUUUGCAUGCCAGGGAAACCAGGUGUUGUUUGUGUAGAAGGUCUACAAAGCAGUUGUGAAGAGUUCUGGUCAAGAGUAAGAAGAUUAACAUGGAAAAGAAUUCUCAUUCGGCACAGAGAAGAUGUUUCUUUGGAAGGUGGAGGAGAUGCUGAGAUUCAGAAACAAAGGAAAUUCUCCACUUUGGAAGAAAAAUGUUUUGAUGCACAUGGUGCCAGAGGAAAUCAUAUGGAUUUGGGGCAGCUGUAUCAUUUUCUAGAAGAAAAAGGAUGUGCUGACAUUUUUCAAAUGUACUUUGGGGUUGAAGGGCAGUGAAGGGGUUGAAGAUGACCACAAGUCCAAGUGCCUAUAUUUGUGAGUUAAUGCUUGUGACAGAUUCCUUAGCUGUUCUGCAAUAGUUGAUCAAAGAGGGAAUUAAUAAUUCAUGGUUUAUACGAUGAGAAAAACCCAAUUCA
Cuculus canorus (common cuckoo) is the source of this 1160-nucleotide messenger RNA. It is a transcript of the gene RWDD2B, whose product is annotated as RWD domain containing 2B. The transcript is spliced from 5 exons. The record is from RefSeq and is a predicted model, not a curated record. Gene Ontology annotation, molecular function: protein binding. Bases 142 to 1020 code for a protein of 292 amino acids. Lineage: Eukaryota; Metazoa; Chordata; Aves; Cuculiformes; Cuculidae.